This is a messenger RNA of Pocillopora verrucosa, 2322 nucleotides long. The record is from RefSeq and is a predicted model, not a curated record. NCBI's taxonomy places the organism in Eukaryota, Metazoa, Cnidaria, Anthozoa, Scleractinia, Pocilloporidae.
CCGAUGAAAGAUCAGGAGGCCGACCGCUCAGAUGCAAGACAAUUUAUCCAGUCUCGUGCAGAAUACAUGGAUCUCAAAGAAAUCAGAACCGAACGCAAUAUCAAAGAACAAAGGGCUCAUCAAGUGGCUGAUUACACGCCUCUCCAUCCAUCAACACGCUCUUGGGAGGUGCCAAGGGAUCGCGUGUCUGUAGAAAAAAUCAUUGGUAAAGGUGCUUUUGGUCAGGUUGCUAAGGGAACAGCUGAGCAACUUCAUGGGAGGCCUGGGACAAUUACAGUGGCUAUCAAAAUGCUCAAAGGUAACGCUGCAGAAUCUGACAAAAGAGAUUUGAUGGCGGAACUUGAUACAAUGAAGCAGCUAAAACCACACCCUCAUGUCAUCAAACUUUUGGGAUGUGUUACGGAAUCUGAGCCACUGCUGGUGUUGAUAGAAUAUGUUCCUUUUGGAGACCUGCUGGGCUACCUGAGAAAGAGCCGUGGACUUAAUGACACUUAUUAUAAAGACCCGGAUAUCAAACCACAAACAAACUUAAGAUCACAGCAGCUGAUGAAGUUCGCAUGGCAAAUCGCUGAUGGCAUGAGCUACUUGUCGUCGAAAUCUAUCAUCCACCGAGACCUCGCAGCUCGUAACGUGCUGGUCGGAGAAAAUGAAACAUGUAAAGUAACAGAUUUCGGAAUGGCUAGAAAUGUGCAAGAGGAAAAUAUCUAUGAGAGAAAGACAAAGGGUCGCCUUCCAGUAAAGUGGACAGCUUAUGAAGCGCUGUUAUAUGGAAAAUAUACCACCAAAAGUGAUGUAUGGAGCUAUGGAGUUGUCCUUUAUGAGAUUUUUACAAUAGGUGGUUCACCGUAUCCGCGGAUGGAUGGCAGGAAAAUUGCCAGCUUACUUCAGCAGGGAUACAGAAUGCCUAAACCACAACAUGUGGAUGAUAAAUUGUACGACAUGAUGUUGAGAUGCUGGCAAGAUGACCCGGGUACAAGACCAACCUUCUUUGAUCUAAGAAACCAGCUCAAAACAAUGGAAACAUUGCACAAGAGGCUGAUCAACAUGAAAAUCUACGACAAGCAGUUGUACGCAAACGUUGAGGAUUUGGUGGAGUAGGUGAUGACAAGUUGUCAGGGUUUGAGGAAGGAAAUUAUUCUCCCCUCUUCAAUUGACGUUCUAAAAAAUUAUAAGAUCACAAGGCGACGAAUUUCAAGGCUAAUGUUAGUGAAGUACCCACACUUUAAUUGUAGUUAGUUUAUUUUUUUUCAUUCAAUUUAGAUUUAGUAUAAAGCAGGCGUUUGCAUAACCAAAACAAAGUAUCUUCAAUAAACAAAAAUAAAAUAUGAGACAAAUUUGUCAAAACUGACGGGUAGUUUCCCUCUGUCAGAGUUCCUUUAUUUUUGAAACCGUUGACUGGGUAUGUAGAUUUAUAUUGCAUGCUUAAGUAUGUAUUACAAUUCGUUAAUUUUAUCAGAAAUGUGCGUUUGAGUGACCAAGUUUUUAGAAUUGGUUCAAAAAAGACAGUAAGGCAUGUAGAGGCUAUUAUAGAGAGAAAUCCUCCCUUUGGAGGUGGUUAUCUUCAUUAUCAUAAUCAUCAUUAUCAUUAUGACUAGUAUUAUUAUCAUCAUUAUUAUCGUUAUUAACAUUAGUCUUUUUAUCAUUGUUAUAAUCAUGAUCAUAGAAAUUACAAUUUCCUCCAUUGUGAUUGGGUUUAGAAUCUCCUUUUUUCCUCUAAUUCUCUCGUCAAGUUGUUUUUGAACAGUUUGUUAUCGGGCAGUUCAAUUAGCCAAUCACAUUCAAAGGUAAAGUGUAAAUCCGCCAAUCACAUUCAAAGUUGCAAUUUGAAUCGACCAAUCACAACCAUUCUACAGUUUACGCCGCCUUUGUCAGUGUCUUAAUGUAAAUUUUCCCUUUCUUUCAUAACUUGACUAUUCUUCUCUUCCCGGAAUUUGAAAUUUUUAUGAUUAAAUGCUUAAUUGGUAAUAAGACUUUGUGUCGUCCAAUUUGGUCUGUAAUCACACUCAUGAUAAACAAAUCAGACUCCCGCUGCGCCUCACAUUUUCCUCUUACCAUGCAGCUAGUUUUAAUAUUUCUUGGUUCCUUUCAGAACCUCGACACUAUAUAUACGUAUCAGUAUGCUCAAUUCCAGCUAUAUAUUUGAAAUGCUUUGCGGUAAUUUCGUUCACAUGAUCACGCAAAGAAAAUAACCCUAGGGCUGAUUUCAAAUGCAAAAUAUGUCAAGUGAGUUUGAAAUAAGGGUCAUGGCGAAAUUUUAAGGCUUUGUAUGGGAUUAUUUACGACCUCCAUUAGGAAUAAAAAAAAUAAGUCAAAUUGUCAAUA